CCUGGCAAAACAGCAAAAAGGAUGGUUUACAUGGAACUACUUACAAAAAGCAACUGUUUUUUUGUUUUGUUUGUUUUUUUAAUUAGAAAUGAUUCAUUUUUAAUACAGUAUCUUCAUUUGUUUUAUAAUUCAUAAACCUGAACGGUAGCGUACCACCUAGUGGAUUUCUUUAUCAUUGAAAAUAAAUCGAUGCAACACUGAGAGCUGGACAUGAUGUAGCCGUUACCGAGUUAGAAAUACAGUAUAAGCAAAAUAUAGACCCACUGUGACUUACAUUGUAAGACCAGAUGCUGUUGAACCUUGGAAAAGAAUCAGAAUGCAUUCCCUCGAAUCCUCAAGGUUCCAGCCACUCCCAUUGGCUGACUAGCCCCCCCGCCCCUCUCUCUCUCUCUCUCUCUCUCUCUCUCUCUCUCUCUCUCUCUCUCUCUCUCUCUCUCUCUCUCGUAUCCAGUUCCAUCACUUUAUUUCUGACAGCUGCAGACAUGGCGACAGUGGUCCAGCCGCUCACAUUGGAUAGAGAUGUGGCUCGAGCUAUUGAAUUGCUGGAGAAGCUGCAGGAGACUGGGGAAGUGCCAGUCCAUAAAUUACAGUCUCUAAAGAAAGUGCUACAGAGUGAGUUCUGUACUGCCAUCAGAGAGGAUGUGGGUCAAUUAUACAGAAAAUCAGCUACCUGGGCUGCCAACACUCCCUUUAUCUGGUUACUUGACAUCAGGAGAGUCCCAGAAAUCUUUCACAUGGUCUACCAGUACAUGCAUGAAACCAUAACUGUUCAAGGCUGUGCUGAAUACCAGGCCCGGGCCACUGCAAAGGCGACGGUAGCAGCGUUUGCAGCCAGUGAAGGGCAUUCACACCCUCGAGUGGUGGAGCUGCCCAAGACAGAGGAAGGCCUGGGCUUCAAUGUGAUGGGAGGGAAGGAGCAGAACUCUCCCAUCUACAUCUCACGCAUCAUACCCGGGGGAGUGGCAGAGAGACAGGGGGGCCUCAAGCGAGGGGAUCAGCUGCUGUCCGUGAAUGGAGUGAGUGUGGAAGGGGAGCACCAUGAAAUGGCAGUGGAGCUGCUUAAGGCUGCGAAGGAGAGUGUCAAGCUGGUGGUGCGCUACACUCCCAAGGUGCUGGAGGAGAUGGAGGCCCGCUUUGAGAAGCUGAGGACGGCCCGACGCAGACAGCAGCAGCAGCUCUUAAUACAGCAACAGCAACAGCAGCAGCAGACACCGUCAGCCCAGCAGAACCACAUGUCAUAGGUUUUUCUUCCAGAAGAAAAACUUGAAGGAAUCUGCAAUCAAAUAAAUGACUGAAGUGAAGUGUUGCAAGUUCAGCACUGUUUGCUGAAGGUUCCCUGGGGGAAACAAAGAUAUUAUAUUAAUCUGUUUCUGCUCACCUGCUGUGUACCUCUAGUUGUUAGCAGUUGUGUAAUUACAGCUACAUUGAGCUUAAAUGAAUCGUGUACACUGGUGCUCUUUAAAUGAUAAUCCUCAGAAUGAAAAAAAAAGUCAAGUUAUUUAAAUUUUAAAGUAAUGUUUUUCAAUAUUAAAUGGAUUAAUUAACCUUUUCAACAAAUGAAACACACUUUUGUAUAUGUUUGUGAUAUUACUCCGCUGCCCAGGUGGUUGAUUUUGCCAGAGUUUUUUUUUUUUAUUAUUUCUUAUACUGUAGCGCAUUGGUUGAUGUCUCUCUCUUAAUAUAAAAGAUGUAAAUAAAUAUUAAACUUGUGUAUCUCAGUGAUGCUGUUACUUUUGACAAAUGUAAUCAUUUUGUACCUGGUGUAGCACAAUGUUAGACUAAAUCUAAUUUUAUAUAAAAUGAAAUUAUAAUAACAAUAUAUAAUAAUAUAAUUUAAUAUAAUACAUUACUGAUUAGAUCAUAUAGGGUGUACCAGUCAUUUACUUCUGUUCCCUAAGUUAUAGCAAACAGUUAUUAUUACCCAUUAAGUGUCUCGGUUUCUGAGCCUUAAUUCAUGUAGUCUCUUACUUGUAACUGAAAUGUCUCCACUCCUUCAACUCCUUCCCUGUCAGUAACCAAUAAGUAGUGUGGUUUCCUCACUUGCACACUGAGCCAUCAGUGCUCGUCCUGGUAGAUGUUUGAUCCCAAAACAUUGUGAUUGUGAUUCAGCACGUGUGAGACCUGCAGAGUGAAUGGCAGUGCACGACAGACAGGUACGCUUCAUGAGUCUAUUAUAUUAUGAGCAACAGUAUAGUCCUUCCGACUCACAAGAUCCAUUCAGUUCCUCCUGGUUCUUAGAAUGUCCCUGUACAGCCAGAAGAUUCAUUAAAAGAGGGAUAGAGAAAACAACUCCUGGACACUAUUGAAAAAGUUCAAGGGUAAUCAAUAUUGUGAAUCAUAAUAACGGAAAUCAUAACUGAAUUACUUGUUCAAGUAAGUCAUCCUACAAGAUGGUCGUGUGAAAAGGUGACCUAGCACCUUUCAUGUACUCUAGAUACACCCAGACAACUUCAAUUUUUUUAUUUAUUUAUUUUAUUUAUUUAUUUCUUUUUUUAUCGAACCAGAAAUGCAUUUGCUAUUUAUAUUUUCAGUUUAGCUAUUAUAUUUCUUGUAAUUCAUCAUCCAUGAUCCAAUCAGAUGACAGCAUGGGCAUAUUAGACACUGAACAGCUUUACAGAAAGAGCACUCUCUGUUCCUUUCAAUUUCUAAUGUUCCUUCUAAUAUCACUAACCCUUCCUUAAGAACAUUUAAAUGUCCCUUCGGAGCUGGUAAUUGACAGACUCCACUAUAUUUGUAAAAUUGUUGGCAAAAGCUAUGUUAAGAGCAUCAGUGUUGACAUCGGACACCACUGUGUCAAUCUAGCAGUAGAAAACUAUGCAGCUUUCAAAGCCUUGCAGCUUCAGCAUUCAAAACUGCAAACAUACCUUUUUGCUAAUGUCUGCUUAGAUAACAGCAAAUCAUUUAUUAAAUGCUGUACCUUUCGAUGUGAUUAAGUCUUGCAUAUACUGUCGUACAAUAUGGAACAACACUGGAUAUUACUGUUUAAUACUCACCUGCUGUGUUACUGUGUGUCAGUAUAAUACACACAUUAUAUAAUUUAAAAUCUUAAUGAUCUUCUGAUAUGCAACUGUUAAAAUGUAUGUAUAUUUAAAGAUGUGGCUGUAAUUAGGUGAAAACAAACUUGAAAUGGUCAAUUUAAGUCUUUCGUUGUCUGUACAUCUUUGUUUAAAUGCUCUUAAGAAUGCUGGGCUUUAGUUAUUACAUUGAAGACGGGAGUCUAUUGAAGAAAUGGCAUCGGUUUAAUACAAUUUAGGUUUGCUUGAAGUGUUGUGAAAGGUACAGAAUUGAAAUUUAUAUAUAAUAGUUUUAUUGUUAAUUUAACUUUUAAUCUAUUUGGAUUUCUUUGGCUGAACACAAGAACAUAGUAACUACAAAAAUGUUUUUAAAAAUGAGAUGCAACUUGCUAUGCAUAUGUCAUGCGAUUAAUGCAUCUUUAAAUGUUCAUAUUUCAAAACUAUAAUUUUGUUAUUAAUGCUUUUGUUAUUAAUCUCUUAAAAAAUAUCCACCAUAGUGUGUUCUAAACUGAGUGACUUGUCAGUUGUCUUAAGAAUUUAGCAUAGUUCCUAUAUACUGUAGGUGUUAAAAUUGUAUGUGUUGGUAUUCUGUUUAUAAAUAUAUAUAUACAUUCCAAUAGUGAAGAAUUUUUAAGACAAUACAGUUACAUUUAAAACAAACCGUUUUUUACAAUGCAUUGAGUUAUCUUUCGUCUUCAUGUUUGUUUUUGUAAUUAUUAUGUUAUAAGGACUUUCAUUUUUUGGAAGAGAAUACUGUAAAUGUAAUGAGAAUAUUGAAAUCUAUGAUAUAUUAUCUUUUGAUAUGCUGUGACUAGACCAGUGGGUUCCCUGUUAUACUUACAGUACUGUAUGUGUAUGUUUUUAAUGAAACCAAUAUUAAAGAACCAAUAUGAAAUACA
Acipenser ruthenus (sterlet) is the source of this 3913-nucleotide messenger RNA. Its product is annotated as protein lin-7 homolog A-like. The transcript is spliced from 7 exons. The coding region runs from base 288 to 1241 and encodes 317 amino acids. Lineage: Eukaryota; Metazoa; Chordata; Actinopteri; Acipenseriformes; Acipenseridae. Gene Ontology annotation, cellular component: synapse; basolateral plasma membrane; cell-cell junction. Gene Ontology annotation, biological process: maintenance of epithelial cell apical/basal polarity; protein localization to basolateral plasma membrane; neurotransmitter secretion. Gene Ontology annotation, molecular function: L27 domain binding. The record is from RefSeq and is a predicted model, not a curated record.